Molecule: messenger RNA, 645 nt
Organism: Dendronephthya gigantea
Lineage: Eukaryota; Metazoa; Cnidaria; Anthozoa; Malacalcyonacea; Nephtheidae
Product: protein FAM227B-like
Exons: 2
Coding region: 1-645 (214 amino acids)
Source: RefSeq, a predicted model, not a curated record
AUGGGUUAUGUUACAUGGCCUAUAAAAUUGGAAGAGGAAGACAGACUUAAUUUAACACCGGAAGAUGUGGGAACUGUCAGGCAUUGUAGAAGCAAUGAUGAAUCGAACGUCUUGGAGUCAGCAAGGAAAUCCCAAGAGAAGGAAGCUCAGAAUCGCAAAGCUAAAAUAGUUGAGAACACAACAUAUUUUGGUUUCACACCAAACGAGCUUACGCCAUUACCAAGAAACUUGGAAUCUCAACCAGUCCUAAACAAAGUCACCAAAAUUCAAAACUUCCCACAACCUUUUAGGAAUGUUUGGAAAAAGGCGAUUUUAUCCGAAGCAUCUGUUUCAGUGUUUCAAGACUCAUUUUGGUGGAUAUUUUGCCAACUGCCUGAAGCAAAACAAUCCAAAGAUGUGAUAUUCUCGCGUAUUUUCGAUAGUUUUGUGGCACUUUUUUUCAAUAUCCCAACGGCUUACAAAGAUCGAUUCUUCCACCACUACCGCAAUUGCCUGGCACAAGCUUUGUAUGCUGGCUUCUGCGAGGCAUUCCCAGAUUCGUAUAAAAUAUUUGGCAAUCCUUUCAAAGCCACUUUGACUGACACCAUCUUUGAGUGGAUAUCGGGUGUCCGUCCUCAGCCCAUGAUAUGGGAAACCUGGCAGUAG